AUGGCGAAUCGGUCUAAAGCUUCUGAGCAGCUCAGUGAUUUCUCCAGGGCCAAAAAGGUAAGAAGCUUCCAGUGUUAUUUACCCUCUGCGCUAGUCCUUGCUUAGUAAUUGCAAACGUGUCUUCUUCAAAUUCAUUAACUUACAGAGUGUAUUAAUUAUUUUAGUCAAAUGUGGGUAUGGUUACAAUUUUCCAACCAUUUAUUUGUGGAAAUUAGGUCUAAUCUAACUAUUUCAGGAUUUUUUUUGUAAGCAGAUAUUUUCCAAUCAGUCUAGGCUGUAAGUGAUUCUGUUUGUGUGAUCUACCGAAUCGAAUCAUGUUUGCUCCUUGGCGGGUGUCCCCUUCCAUUUACUGUGUAAUCGCACGUAAUGACAAAAUUUCCGGCAAGAAGCUCGGCUAGGAAUCAAUUGAGGUCAUGAUAUGCAUUCGUGUUUGGCUUGAUAGGACCGUAAAAUCCUCUACUUAUCAAUUAUUUUCCUGACACAACCGUGAUUUUUAUUUUGUGUUUUUGCAGAAGUUUUCAAGUUACGUUAAUUUUUCUAUUGAUUACUUUGUCAGCCAGAAAUUAGAGUUUCAUUUGUCAGUUUUAUGACGAUUUUCACACCUAUGUUCCUUCACUUAAGUGAUAUUUUGCAGUAUCACUACUUCUUUCACGUCAGUAAACUCCUUUCUAGGAGCACGUACAUCUUAGGAAGUAAUUUCCACGUACGUAUUACACAAUGUGUGACGUUCUUGGCUAUUGUUAGCUGUAAGAAAGGGAAACAUAAGCCAUUGAGCGUGUGACAUCGUGCAUGCAUCAUUUCGUGACUCAUCUUGUAUACUUAGCAAAGAAUAGAGCACAGCUGAGCCUUUUUUACUUACAGUGAAAGAAAUGUUUUGAUUGUUUGUCUCUUGACUGUAACAAGCAAGUUUCCACAUGCUAGAUACAGAUGUGUAUAAGAAGCUCAAACAAAAACCAUGCAUGCAGGCAUCAUUCUGACAGAAGUUAUACUUAACCCUCUGACCCCUAAGAGUGACUAUUAUCUCAUUUCUCCCUACAGCAUUGCCCCCAAACACACAUUGAGGUCUGGAGAAUUAAGGAAAUUAUCAUCCACUAAAUAAUUAUAAAGAACCUCUUGAAUGCUAGACAAAUUCAAUUUGUUAGCACCUUUAGAAGGAAAUGUAUGGAGAAUAUGUAUUUUGAUGUUAUGGUGAAUUAUGUAUUUUGAUGUUAUGGUGUAAAGGAUUAAACAUGGCUUAAAAAGGUUUAAUUAUGAUUUUGAAAAGUCCCUUGUAUUAUUGACAAGUCUCCAGAUGUUCUCACUACUGGAACUGGGUGUCCAAUUGACACAAAGACAUCUACCAUGACAGUUGGACCCAGGGGACCCAUUCUGUUGCAGGAUGUACAGUUUCUGGAUGAGAUGAGCCACUUUGACCGAGAGAGGAUCCCAGAGAGAGUGGUACAUGCCAAGGGAGGAGGUGCAUUUGGAUAUUUUGAGGUCACUCAUGACAUUACCAAAUACUGCAAGGCUGCAAUCUUUAACAGAAUUGGAAAGAGGACACCUUGUGUUACCCGAUUUUCAACAGUAGGUUUGUAAAGCAUGUGUGCUAAUUAAAUUGUACCAUUUAAGAACCUCUCUGUGGAAAAUUUUGUUUGGAACAGCUAUUGCAUAUGUUUGUCUUUAUAUUUGAUUGCAUUCAUGUACAUGUAUGUGGAGGGAAGUUGAUAGCUAAAGGGAUCUCAAACUAGACUGGAAACAGAAGAUAACCCUUUCUAAUUUAUUCAUCUAUUUUUGUAAAACAAAUUCAGUGAUUCAACAUUUUAUUGUCAUUUCUCUUUAUACUUGUGCAGAUUUUGAUUAAAAUAUAUACAUUAGUAUUACAGGAUACAGUCCUGAAUAUUCACUAGCAGGCUCCACUGUACAAUCAACUGCAUAAAGUUAAGGUUGCUCCUGGAGUUAAAACUUGACAGCUACACUGUCCUUUAAACAGAACUGAAAUUUUGGCAAUACUAUUAAAGUAAAAGCUGUGAAAACUGACUUAUCAACCACAUAUUUUGAAUUUUAUAUCGUGGACUGUUUAAUCUAAAAGUUUUUCCUGCUCUUAAUCCUUGAAUUCCCAUAGGUGACCUAGACAUAAUUUCUUCUAACAAUAUCAAUAUGAUAUGAAGUGUGAAAGUGGUAAGAAUAAAGAAAAACAUCAUUUGGGUGAUUAUUAGAGGAUCUUAUACCAAUUUCUUCACGGUAACAUCAUUAGGAUUUUAUGGCACACAGUAAAGAGAAUUACUAAUGAGAUAUUGGGAGUUAAAGGGUUUUAUAAAUUUAAAUAGAUUUAUUUAGAUUUCUGGUAUUUAGAUUUAUUAGUGGACUUAUUUCUCUCUAAAGUUGUAUGUUUCAUUACUUUACUGUACCCUUAGGUGGAGAGUCUGGCAGUGCUGACACAGCUCGUGACCCUCGUGGCUUUGCCAUGAAGUUUUACACUGAGGAGGGAAACUGGGAUCUUGUUGGAAACAAUACUCCUAUCUUUUUUAUCAGAGAUCCAAUCCUGGUAUACAUUUUUGUUGUUAUACUAAAUAUCAAGUAUUAGUGUUCAGGUAACAAUCCAGAACAGGUAGCAAGAGAGAAUAUUGUAGUGUACAAUUUUAGUUAAGAAUAAGCACAGCUAAACCUGGUUGAAUCAAGUGCAAGAUUCCUGUGGUUGUUUUGCUUCUAAAUUUGGUAAAGGAAUUCUAUUUAUUGAUAAAUAAAGGAAUUCGUUCUGGUAAAUUAAGUCUGCUAUUUUGUUGCUGUGCAUGCUUUUCUAGAACUGUAAUUCUCUUAUUCAUUUCUUAGUUUUGUUUUUAUUUCAUUAUACAGUUUCCCAGUUUUAUUCAUACCCAGAAAAGGAACCCCACCACUCACCUAAAGGUAAAAAAAGUGUUAAUGUAUUAUGUGUUGUUAAGUGAUGUCAAAAAUAUAUUUUGAUUUUGUGUACAUUGUGCUUUUAAUUAAUGAAAUGUCAAGUUGUUCUUUGAUUCUUGAUUUUAUUUCUAAAUUUAUUAUUUUUGUUUGUUUUUAUUAGGACCCUGACAUGUUCUGGGAUUUCAUCACCCUGCGUCCUGAGACUACCCAUCAGGUGUGUUUCCUGUUCAGUGAUCGUGGCAUUCCUAAUGGCUACCAGCACAUGAAUGGCUAUGGAAGUCAUACUUUCAAAAUGGUUAAUGAGAAGGAGGAAGCUGUUUACUGCAAGUUCCAUGUCAAGGUACAGCUACAAAAGCAGUUGUACUUUUUCCUGCUGCAAAAUACUGUCUAGUAUAAUUUAUUUCUAAGCCUGUUGCAUUGUUUGGCAUGUCCAUAUCCUCUUGAGUCACAUGUUUCUUGGGUUAUUUAUGAUUUUAUAGUAUUCCUAAAUUCAGCUCGGUUUAAAUGUGACACUACAUUUGAUCUAUUUAUUUAUUAUGACAGACUGAUCAGGGGAUAAAAUGUGUGCCUGCAGACAAAGCAGAGCAGUUAGCAGGUUCUGACCCAGACUACAACAACAGACUUCUUUUUAAUGCCAUUGCCGGUGGAGACCCAGUAAGUAUGCUGCUUUGGGUCUCUGUCACCCAGAGACCCAACUUUUGUUGAGUAAGCUAUCAUUGUGCUCAUUUAUACAGUCCUCUCUACAGUAAGUAGGACAAGUUUCAUGAAAAUAUGUACAUGUUUUAGACCAAACAUGUGAGAUACAUGUACAUGUGUAUGUAUGUAACUGAUAAACUUAACUCCAAAUAAAGUUACAUUUUGAGACCAAGCAUGUGUGAUACGUGUACAUAUGAAUGUAUGUAACUGUUAAAUGUAUAAAAUCCAAAUUAAAUUACUUUUUGGGGAUGUGGGUCAUUGUCUAAUAGUUGGUAAUCUGGUAAAAGAUGAAGUUAUUAUAUAUUCAUAAAAUUAAACUAACUAAGUUGAUGAGAGCAUCUUUAAUGAUUUUUUUUUUGCCCAAAGUAAUAUGUAUAAACUUUUGUUUUAGCCAUCAUGGACCAUGUAUAUUCAAGUUAUGACCUUUGAGGAAGCUGAAAAGUUCUGCUGGAAUCCAUUUGAUCUUACUAAGGUUUGAUAGCUCUAACAGAACUUCCGUUGCUUACCAAUUGUUACGAAAUACUUGUUACAUUUUCACAUUCUAUCCUGUUCUUGAUUGUUAGAUCUGGCCACAUUCUGAGUUCCCUCUCAUCCCAGUUGGCAAAAUGGUGCUGAAUCGUAAUGCAAAAAACUACUUUGCAGAGAUAGAGCAGAGUGCUUUUAAUCCAGCCAGUAUGGUUCCUGGUAUUGAGCCUUCCCCUGAUAAGAUGCUUCAGGUAUGAAUUACAUGUAACAGAUCAUAGCUUGAUACAUUAGCUUUACAUGCAGGAUUAUAAAAUGCUCUAUGGUUGUACAAAAGCGUUCAUAAUUCUAAAGAAGCAGUAAAACAUGUGGUUUGCUGAGCUUUGCUUCAUAUCAAAGGGGAUAAGAAGUUCAGGAAGAAAACACUUUAUAUCAUGCUCCACUCAUUUUCUGUUGCAUAGGACAUCCUAAAACAAAACUAAAAACUAGGGAUGGACAUCCUACAAUCAUAAUCCAGGAACAUGCCCCUUUGAUCCCUCCUAAGGUUUGCAACAGGAUGAUUAGCUGCAUACUGUAUUGUAUAACACAUAUUCACUGAUGUGUCUUCAACUGUAUAGUUUGUUUGAUACUGGAAAAAGUUCAUUCAUUUCUGUUAAAAGUUCAGUGACCCCCAAACUAAUUAUAGGGGACACUGUGGAGUCCUGAGCAAGGAUACAAUUCAUGUCACAGCUCUAUUAGUUCUUACCAGGGAUUUGUAAGAAGCCAGUUACUAAAAGGUGCCAUACCUGGUAAUUUGUUUUUGUGUACUGCACUUGAACACUUUUUGCAGAUGUACAAGUAUGUUCAUAUGUCUCACAUGCAGUAUGUGUACAGGUUUUUUUUUUUUUGCUUUUCUUAGGGCCGCCUGUUCUCCUAUCAUGACACUCACCUGCAUCGUUUGGGAACUAACUACUUACAGCUUCCAGUGAACUGUCCAUACAGGACCAGGGUUACAAAUUACCAGAGGGAUGGACCACAGACCUUUGAUAACCAAGGUAAUAUGACAAGCUGAAAGCCUGCAUUGAGAUAAAUGUCUCAGGGGCCACUUCAAUCUGGACUUAAAACUAUUAAAAUUUGCUUCUUGUGUAUCCCUUAUUAAAUUUAUUACUUAAGUUUUUGAACAAAGGUCAGUAAGUUACUGACAUUAGCAGGAUGAAAUUUCAAAGAAUUCAAGAAUUAGUUAAUUAUGAGCUAGAGUAUCUAGCAGUCUGCCAAUUCAGAAGUCUUGCAUUUGUUGGUACUUGUUGGUAUUUGUUGGUAUUGAUGUAAUCCUUGUUUUUGAUCAUUUCUUCAUCCAGAGGGUGCUCCAAACUAUUUUCCAAACAGCUUCACAGGGCCUUUGGAUGACUUGAGGCAUUCACCACACACAGUCAAGGUAAGUGUAGAUAGUCAGAAGUCCAUUUUAAUGUUUUUUUUUUAAGUUGGGAAGUUAUUUUUUUAAUUCAUAGUCUCUAGGCUCAAUUCAUGAAGUUGAUAGACAAUGUUUUUGUUUUAUUUUAGAUCACUGGUGAUGUGGCCCGAUACAACUCUGCAGACGAUGAUAACUUUUCACAGGUUGAAUAUUUUUUUAAGUAAUGGCAGAUAUGUUUGUUUAUAUAGCUCAUUCAUUCUUGAACAGUGAGGGCUGUUCACUUAAACCGAGUUUGCCAUUGUUGAACAAAACUACAUUAUUUCUAAACUGUCUUGAAUUUAGCUAAAUCUUUUAUCUGAAGAUUUAUUUUUGUGAACAGUGUCAAGAGGGCAAAAAGCUAGCUGUAGAAGGACAUUUAUGUAAUGAAAACAAACCUCUUAUAGAGAGUACAGAAGGCCCACUUCUUGUGUGAAACGGCCAUUUUAGACAACUUACAGUAUAAAUAACCAGCCCUUAGUGAUUGAUCUGAGGUUUUGAGAAACAGAGAGAAAAGUGGUUUUACAGGGUUAAGAAAGCCAAAUGCUUCUAAAAUUGCCUUGUUUUAAAAGAUGAUGUACAUUUAGGUGCAUGAGAUUUAGAUCAAGUGCAGUGAAAUCUCAACAUAUUGCUAAGUUCAUGGACAAUAAUUACAAGCUGUAGUGUGCCAACAUGAUAAAGGCCAAGCAACUACUUGUACAUCUUGAGGGGAUGGGCUUAGUGUUUGAGAAAUUGCACAUAAGACCUGAUGAAAUUGUACAGGCUCACACUAAGAGAUAAGCAGACAUAUUCUCAUCAAUAUCUAGAGAAAUGGAUGUGCAUUGAUGAUGUAGUGGAAAUACAGUAUCUUAAUUGAAAAGGCAUACAAUGUGCGUUAGCAGUAAUUUACUUCAUAUGUCAGGACAUUUUAUGUUUUUGGCCUCACUACAGGUCACAGAUUUCUGGAACAAGGUUUUGAAUGAAGCAGAGAGAACCAGGCUGGUGAAUAAUAUUGCUGGUCACCUGAAAGAUGCUAAACAAUUUCUUCAGAAACGAGCUGUAAGUACAGUGGAGAAUGCAUUGAUUGUUUGAAGAAUUAUUUAAAUCAAAAUGUGAUGGUAAAAUUUAAUGAUCAUGGAAUGCUUUACUAAUAGCUAACAUGAUGUUAUUUUUCUUUCAUUUUGUUAGGUGAGUAAUUUCACGCAAGUUUCUCCUGAGUUUGGUCGUCGACUGACUGAAGCAUUAGCCGAGUAUCACAUGGUAAGUGUCUGUUUAAGCCUAAUAAUAAUUUGCAUACUCUGCCUACUGUUCUCUACACAUUUCUAAGGUGCUGAAAGGGAGAAUUUCUUUAAUAAUCAAGAGCUUUCUUUAGUUCAUGAUAAUUUCCUUUAUUCUUGUGGCCUAAAUGUUUGAUUCAGGGUGAUAUUGUAAGGAGAAAUGAGAUGUAAGUCAAUCUUGGGGGUCAAAGGGCUUAUAUAAAUAAAGUUAUUGCCUGAUGUAUAAUGUUCAGUAUUUAGAACACCAAAAUCAACGCCCUUUUCGCGUGCAGUGAAGAAAUACUCGAUAUGUGGUAAAGGUGCGACGUGUCCUAAUUUUCUUUUAAAUGGACACCUCUGACUCUAUUUUAGAGAGCUAUCAUUUACAUGUAGCUAAGGAAAAGUGUGCGUUCGAAGAAUUGAAAUCGUAUUAAAUACCUUCGAGUGCCUUUUUACCACUAGAUAUUUUGGUUUUCCAAGUAAACGACAGACAGACAACAUUUUCCUUGUCUGAUUUUUCUUGUAGCCCAAGGGAGCCACAGUUCAGGCCAGCCUUUGAAACCAAAGUUGAAAGAAGAGUGGAGUGACGUGCAAGUUGGGAUUACCAAAUCAUGAGAUAAUGUCCAACACUUAUCAGUAAUAAGGGAAUCGGUUUGGGACAAAGGAACAUUUGAAACUGUACUGAUGAUUCUUAACUUUACCGAAAUGACAUCUGUAAAUCAGUUUUACAGUGAGGCAGAAUCUUAAACUGGUAACAAAGCUAAUAGUUUAUAAUGAAAUCCCUAGAAGUCUGAGGAAUCCCCUCGCUCAAUAUCUAUACGCUGAAAACCAAAUUAAGAAGAUUAUGAGCAUCGUGUGGAAGCCUUUUUCAUGCUGCCAAGCGUAUGAUUAUAAUUUGAGCGUGAUUAUGUUCCUUCAAUUAAUUCCGUAUGUGCUGCUUAAAAUAAACUUGGAGUAUUGUUUAUUAAUCAUACAUCUGUUAAACUAAUUGUUUUUUGAAUGGGAAAUAAUUAAUGUAAUGGAAAUUUUACAAAAGUUGAGUCAAUAAACCUGGAUUUGUCAACAAGUAUCGUUUUUUCGAGUACAGUUGAAAUAUCUUAAGCACGUCGGUUUUCCCAGUGUUACUGACGAAAAGUGGUACUGCAGAUAGGAAAAAAAAUCCCUUUACAGGUUUGCAAACCUUUGUCAACGUAAAUUGACGAUAACCUGGUUAAUUUAACUGCAAAAAAAUGUUUUACGAUUUCGCUAGUUUCUAAUAGUCACACAGGCGGCCCUUCCCUUCAAAAACAUGAUCAUGUGACUUGUCACGGAUUUUUUUGUUUUUCGUUACCGCUGUUGCAUCAUCUUUUGCACCUCGAAUGUACGACAGAGUAAUAAUUUUAAUGGAAUGGUUGUAUUUAAAGACCAGAAUUUAAAGUCUUCCUCAGCGUUGAUUGAACGGGCUGGCUGAACAACUCUCCAUCAUGAUGAGUAAACCAUGCCGAUUUUCCUUUUUGGUUUGAUAUUGUUCAUUUCUUUUUUUACUUUUCUUUCAACAAAGUUGAUUAUAAACUUGAUGUUGAUGACUAAAGUAAAUGAAAUGCUCUAGAUAUUAUCGAAACAUUAGAAAAAAAUUCACUACAGUGAUUGAUCUACUUAAUCUACUCCACGUACAAUAGUUAUCUUUUGAAUACUUCCGCUGACCGUUUUAGCCAGAAACUAAAAACUCUUGAGUUAUUUUCGGAAGUGUCGUUUAACAGUAGCCAAUAACGAGAAACGAAAAUUUAAAAAAAACCAAUUAGAAGUCAGGUAAGAAGCGCAUCUUCUAGAUUAAAGCCAUUAAACAUUAGAGACUAGGUGUAGUUUCUUCUUUGUGACACACCAGUGGGUCAUGAACCUAAUGAAGAUAAUGGAUUAGUACUGAGGGUUUCGCUUGAAAACCGGAUUCUCCCUUUAAGUUUCGCACAAACUUACUGAAGUACAAGGAGAAUUUCGUUGUUGAUAGUUUGCCGGAAAGGCAAGUCAUUUUGUGUAAUAAGCGUGAAUUGCAGUGAAUAGGGCACCAUGUUACGCGACAGGUCACUAGCAACCAGCUGUUGAUCCCCUAAUAUAGCGCCUUGGAAUACAGGCUAAUACACAUAAAUUUCAGAUCCUAUUCCUCAAGAAACGUAACUUUAUUUACCACAGACUAGAAAAUGGAUCAUUGAUUUAUUCUAAGAAAGGGAAAUAAAGAAAUCAGGAUGUCGUCAAAUUAAACGGAAAUCUGGUGAGUACUUCACUGUUUAGUAAUCCAACUCUUGUUAACAAUAGCCCUUCAGUCGAUUGCAGAUAAACCGCCUUAUUGAAUCACGUUCGCGAUAAAAUUGAAAACAAUCCUAUAAAAUCUCAACAGCAUACAUAAUCGUAACAGAAAUACUGUUCGAUGAUUGCAAAGUAACUAGAAUGAGCUUGAAUAUAUUGCUAAAUUAUCGCCAACUAUUCCCAACCCUUUACAGGCGUAAUCAACGACAUCAUGAAAGGGUUUGAUCUCUGUCAAACUCUCACAGUUUCGUCGACGUGAGGUUGAUCUUUUUCAGAAUGUUAAACUUGAGAGAGCAUUUCGAAAUUCUUUUUUGUUUUAAGCAGAUAAGGAAGUUAAGAAUCGCGAAAAAGACCAACUACACACCCAUUUGGUGUUGUUCUUGCCAUAACAAGCAGUCUUCAGAGAUUCCAAUUCACCCUUUUGACAAGUGUUUCUGAUUAUUUCGUAUGUAACUACAAUUUUCCUGGCGCAUUUUAAAUGAUACAAAAGCAGCUACACGUUUUGGCAAUGCAAACAUUUGUUUCCGUUGUUUCGACAGCUAAUUUUGUAAUGCCAAGAGAACACCAGCUCGGUGGAAUUAAUUUUAUACUUUGCAAAACAACCUGAGAUAUCAAAUUAGCCUCUGUUGGUCCUAGCUGUCACUAUGAAUAAACGAUUCGGGGGAGAAAAUAACUGCAAUUCAAGUAUGGCCAAAAAACUGCGAGCUAACGUUUUCUGUUGAUAAGGGGCAAGCGUGCUUCCCGAUAUAAACUUACCCAAAAUCUGUUUGACUUGCAGUGUUUUUAUUUCAUCUAAGAAACAGAUGGCAAAGGAAUCUCAUUGGACAUCUCUCUCAAAGUUCAGUAUGUCUGUGGUGAUGUUCUUAACAUCACUAGCUCUGCUAUCGGUAACAGGUACGUUGCUUUGAAUAGGAAUUUAUACUAAACUCCCAAGUUUAUCAGAAAGGGUUUGUAACUUGAAGUCCUUGGUAAAUUCUGCAGCCGUGCAUGCUUUAAUCAUAUGAUUUCUUCACGCUCAAGUAUUACUUUUCUCACUUGAACAGGUCGGUGAAACCCGGAGGAGAUUGAUAGGGCCGCUGCCCCUUUCCCAUUCAAGCAAUGAGGAAGGGGAACUCGCCCACCCGAACGUCUUCUCCACCUAUUGUCAUUUUUACUAUGUAACUAUAGUGACGUUUGCAAACUACGUUUUUGCUCUAUUUUAGAAUCAAAUGCCGCUAAGGUAAAGACGUACCAUGAUAAACGCCAGAUCUCUACCUUGUUACCAUAUCAGCGCCCUCAGAUAACAUCUCUGUACGGACUUCCGCCAAGAAGACGUUAUAUGCAGCCUCCAAUUUACCAGUACAAUACAGCAUAUAAAAAUACUGCACAUAUUGCACGAGCGAAGCAGCCGCAAACGGGACUUCCAGGCUCACAGUAUUCAAAAAUAUUUAAAGCUCAGCCUCAGAGACAGUACGUAUCUUAUUAUUAUCCUCAUCGGACCCACUACAGGGACUGGUCUCGGAAGCUUCUUGAAGCGAGUGCGUUUGCGCGAAAGCUACAGGAAAGUAGAAAGCAAACCCUCCUGCGACAGAAACAGAGAACGGAUCCGAGUGGUGCAGGGAUCAAGUUUUUUGUUGCUGGUGUAAAUCCAAAUGGAAAAGUCCUGCAACAGUUGGCUACUCAAGGGAAAGUUCAAAACACAAACGGAAAUAUUGUUUCUAAUAAACCCUUAAAACAAAACCUUGCUGAAAAUAUUCCAAAUAGUCAACUUUCCGGCGCGACACGACCCAUUCAGCAGAGUCCUUCAACAGCAACUGUUACAAAUAUGAACAACAAACCGAAAAGUGGACCUGCUUUUGUUGCCAGUCAUCCAGAGAUUCCAGCAAGUCCACCUUUCCAAGAUCAAAAAGCAGAGACGAAAACGAGUUCUAAUGAAAUGUCUCCUCGACCGUUGUCAGUAGGGAUGGCAGUUGGAAAUGAUAUAAACGCUAAUCUUCAGUCGCAACAAAGACUUGUCCCCUCCUUCAACAAGGGGUCCAGCACCAAUUCAAAUGGUGCAAUUUUGAGUGAUAAGUUCGAAGGUGCUGCUUUGGGACCGAAAGCGCAUUCAUUACUUCAACCGACUCCCGCUCUGCGGUUAAGCCAAAGCGGCAACCUGCCACAUUUCCACGCCGAUGAGAAUAAACAGCCUAACAUGAGCCACAUUUCUCUUGGCUCAGGAAUCAGUUUAAAUAAUGGGUUCCCAGCUAAUGAUAAUACUUUGACGCAAGGAGAACAAAGGAAUGCUCCCACUGGAAAAGAUCAGAAUCAACUGAUUAACAAAGGUUCUGAAAAUCUGUUAGGAAAUUCACCUUCAAUAACCCAAGACAACUCGCAUCCUUUACUUCAAACGAGUAUUUCGGAUAAACCCGUGCAAGGAGGAAGUCAAGCAUCGUUGACGACUCAGGAGAUUAAAAAUGUUCAAGUUUCAACAAGCCCCGCUUCAAAUUCUGCUAAUGUUGAUAAAUCUACUGCUCAAGAGCUUAAGGCUGGUCUCGUGUUCGCCUCACCUUCCAGACCGCCAUCUCAGGCACUGGUCACACAACCGCCUCGUCCAAGAAUUGCACCAAACGGCAAAAACUCCUUCUCCAGAAAUGACUUACCAGGAGGUUUUAAUCAUGACCCGCAAACACAAUUAGACAAAGAGUUGGCUCUGAAGAACCUUCUAUUUCCACCGCCUGCUGUAUCGAAAAAUCAAGCUUUUGGCACAAAUCCUGUUGUCCCUUCAAAUUCUGCUCAAUUUCUGCAGCCACAGCAGGGUCCCCGCGCUCAAGUUGACAAGAUGAUACCUACUUUCCCAGCCUUCCGAUAUGAUCGAAGACAUAACAUCCCACAAUCCCCUUCACGCAUUGAGAAGAAGUCGUUUGUUCCGCAAAAUAACAAGGUUCCUUAUAAGGGUUCGUUUCCUCUUAUGUUGCACAAGUUUUCACCCUACUUCAAAAUGAAACGAAAUCUCAAACAAGUGGCGAGCGAACAGGCCAAGGCCAGAAGGCGAUUUCUUGAACUGCAACGUAAGUUACGUAAGAUAACGUAAAAAUUAACAGACUCAAAAGAGAUUCUUUUUGUCUAGAAAAAACGGAGGUAACUGUAACUUCAGUUUCCCACUGGCAACUCUAAUAAGAAUCCUACUAAUAUUAGCUUUUACAAGAGAUUUUUAUAACUAGUCGAACUCCAUCUCCUGAGAUAACUAGAGAAAUGUGAACAAUAUGUCUUUGUUGGUGUCUUAAAUAACCUACAUUCGAUAUGUUUGAGGGUGAGCCAGGAAUCUCGUUCUAGUGGAACAAUUUGAGGUGUUCUGAUAAAUUUCCCUUGGAAAAUUAAAAAAAAAAGCUUCCGCUUCCCUCCGCUGAUUUAUUUUGUUUGGCUUUCCAUUUUGUUACAGCGGUUCCUUCCAAACUGACUUUUUAAGUGAAGGGUGGCAACUCGUGAAAGAAACACGGCCAUGUAUUUCUCCUAAAUAAUCGGGAUCGUUCCAAAUAUGGCGCUGAGGUCCCAGUAUGCCACAGGGAUCCUACCUUAACCUAGCAACACACUCAACCCUAACUUGAUUGUAUGUAUCCUGCGUGGCUGGCAGUUUUUCGCGCACUUUAAGUUCAUUAUACGUCCCAAACCUCUCUCUGCUUCGCCUCUCAUCGCUUUUAAGCACACAUAAAACCGCUAGCAAUGCAGGCUGGAAUUUCUGCUGCGAUCGUUUUGUGUCAUCAUUGAUGUUAUACGUUUCAAAUUGGUUAAUUUGAUAUUACUUUUUCUCUUUUUUUUCUUGUCCAGCUAUCAAAUGAUAAUUGUGAACCAUCAUGUUGGGAUAGCAUCCUGGAUAAAUGUGCAGUUUGGUUGGAAGUAAAAGCAGUGCUUUUGGUAAACCCUCGUACUCCGCCAAAUGUAUUCAUAUAUCAUACUGGACUAGCCAUAGGCGUUUUACCACACUGAGACGUCUUUUUGACACUAAGCGAAAUAGUUGGUACUCAAACUGGUAUUCAUUAGAAAUGGUAAAUAUAGAAGAUAGAGGUAGAGAAAUGACAAGCAAAAAAAUGGAUAGAUUAGUUAUUGCGGGAUCCAAUAAAAGGCUGCAUACUGUACACAAGUAAUAGAGUUGAAAGAGUUCGCAGCUCGAUCUCAACAUGCAGUCACGGAAAUUGUUAUUCCGAACUUGUAUAACAUGUACCUCAUACGCUGAUCGUUUAAGCAAUGAUUCUGUUUGAUCAUAGAGUUUCAUUAGAGCGCUUUCCUACUGAGUGUUGUAAAAUCGAAACCAAAGUAAUCACAAUGGCCGAUCAGAUAAAGGAAAACGCCUUUAAGAAACCUUGAGAACUCAAAGUAAAUACGACCAAAUUGCCUAAAGCGCGGGAAAACGCGGGCGACCAAGUCGUGAUUGAUUUUAGUUUUAUAUCUGAUUGGAUGAAAAGUGACGCCAGUUUUCUGGACCAAUCGCAGAGCGAAAUAAAGCAAAAAAAAAAAAGGCAAUCUUGAAUAACGUUCGACACUCAAUCGAAAAUUGCUCUAUUUACGAAUGCUUUAAAGUGUUAGGAAGCGGUGGAGGCAGAAAUUUUCAGCUACAAGUCACCAGGCCUCGUCUUCGUUAAGCUGUCGAAACGUUCCUCUGUCAUUUUGCAAACUAAUGGAAACAAAAACGUAAUACUUAAACAUUCUUUAUGUACAAGGAGCAUAAACAGGAUCAGGGAGAUUUUAAAUGUUCUUAUGUAACAGCUUUGAUUGU
Pocillopora meandrina is the source of this 13708-nucleotide messenger RNA. Lineage: Eukaryota; Metazoa; Cnidaria; Anthozoa; Scleractinia; Pocilloporidae. The record is from the annotation of a GenBank genome assembly.